This is a messenger RNA of Rotaria sp. Silwood2, 828 nucleotides long. NCBI's taxonomy places the organism in Eukaryota, Metazoa, Rotifera, Eurotatoria, Philodinida, Philodinidae. The record is from the annotation of a GenBank genome assembly.
AUGCCAAAGAAACCUACCGAUACAAACAAACCUCGUGGUCCAAUAACGGCUUAUGCAUUAUUUGUUCGGACUUGUCGUGAUGAAUUACGUCGAAAAUAUCCUCAUUUAACUGUUGAUUAUAAUGUUAUUGCUAGAAAAUGUUCCGAUCGUUGGAAAUCGAUGAAUGAUAAUGAAAAAAAACGUUUUAAUGAUAUUGUUGAUUUACAACGUAAACGUUAUAAAGAAGAACUUGCUGUCUAUCAGCAAGAACAAUUAAUUAAACAACAGCAACAACAAGAAUUACAAACAUCGUCAAUAUUACAUCAAACAUCAUCAACACAAUAUUUUAUUGAACCAAUACAACAACAUACAAUUGUUAAUAUACAAAAAAAAUUAAUAAAAAAACGUAAACGAACACCAAAAGAUCCUCAUGCACCCAAAAAACCUUUAUCAGCUUAUUUUCUUUUUUGUGCUGAUGAACGACCUAAAAUUAUCAGUUUACAAACAGGUUUGUCAGUUAGUGACGUAGCACGUGAGCUUGGUAUUCGAUGGAAACAAACAACUGCUGAAUUAAAAUUAAAAUACGAGAAAGCUGCAUCUGAAAAGAAACAUGUUUAUCAAACUGAAAUGGCACUUUAUAAACAUCAAACAUCAACAAAUUUAUCACCACCUGAAACUCCUCAAACACCAUCAACACCUCAUGAUUAUCAAUUAACACCAUCUUCAAUGUCUAUUCAACAAUCUUCACAAAUACAAUAUGAUAAUAAUAAUGAUAUACAUGAAAAUCAAAAUGAAUUUGAUACAAUAACAAAUGAAAACAAUAACGCAAUUAAUUAUACGAAGAAUUGA